Messenger RNA from Coturnix japonica (Japanese quail), 741 nucleotides. It is a transcript of the gene C2H8orf88, whose product is annotated as chromosome 2 C8orf88 homolog. Gene Ontology annotation, cellular component: cytoplasm. The record is from RefSeq and is a predicted model, not a curated record. Lineage: Eukaryota; Metazoa; Chordata; Aves; Galliformes; Phasianidae. Gene Ontology annotation, biological process: negative regulation of translational initiation. Gene Ontology annotation, molecular function: eukaryotic initiation factor 4E binding.
AGCCUCGGCUUAUACGGCUGCCCUGUGGUAACGCAGUGCCCUCAGCUGCUAAGGCCGGACUUGUUCUUUUCUUGAUAUCGCAAAGACAGAAUACUGGAUGAACGGAGAAGAACAGCACUUCAAAAUGCUGAAGGGAGCUCAGCAGUUUGUUGGCAAAUCCCUCCAACCCGCACUGCCUGUGUCCCAUUUGUCUUCUAAGCAAGCAUCAGAAGUUGCUUUCAACUUUCAAACUGAAUUACCUAACAGUGCUCAAGUAUGUUUGCAGAGUAACGUUGACUGGUUAUCUGAAGUGACUGAAAUGAAGAUCUUAACUCAAAACACAGUGCCUCUUCAACCCAAACAGGAGCUGGAUGCAAAAAAAGAAAGGAUCAAAUACAGCAGAGAUUUCCUCUUGGAGCUUUCAAGCGUUUCUCUCUCUCAAAAGAAGCCAGAGUUUCUGCCUGAUCAUCCAAUUGUACUUGAAAAGCCAGAAAACAGCAACCCUUUUGCUGACAUAUGCAAGAAGUGAAAGAUAGCUUGGAAGAUGAGAAAUCCAUCAGUGAAGGAGUAUGUAUAAUGUAGACCUUCAAGAUUUUUAAAGGUACUUGGGUGCCUACACGUGAACACAGGAGCUUACAAAGUCAGUAGAAAUACCUAUUUCUAUCUGUAAUUUCCUGAAUGCUUCAGAAGGCAAAACUACUUUGUAGUACCUGAGAUGGUAGUACAAUUGCAGUGAAAAUAAAUCAUUUUAGUUUGGUGUGA